CUCUCUUUUCUUCCCGUUACCCCAUCUUCAUCUUCUUCUCCUCACCGAUCACCUCUAGCUUGCUACUUCUCUAUCGUUGUUCAUCAUCGCGCCCCAAGCCUUGUCACUCUCCCUUCGGCCCCUCUCUCUCUCUCUCACACACACACAGCUUCUUCUCUCUCGGCUUCGGUGGUCUCCCUCUCAUCUCCGAUCUCUUUCUCUGUCAUGGCUACGGUGGCUUUUGCUUGUCUCUAAGUCUCAGAUAGUCUCACUCUCCUCUUGCUCAACCCCUGAAAACCACAAGCAAUCCGACACAACCAUCUCUCAUUCUCACUCUCAGCAAGCAACACACCCAGUCGAAGGUAGCUGCUCGUCCCAGUCGGAGGUCCGUGUCAGAGACACUCUUCUCUUCUUCCUCCUGCUUUUCUAAUCUGUUGCACAGUUUGCAAGGAUUCACAGUUAGCUCAAAUUUUACUUCUCGUUGAUGCAAUUGUAUUGGAGUUAGUAUUAGAGUGCAACUGCUCUAAUUCAGCGGACCUAGUCGACUCACCGCCCCUCCCAACUGCCUAAUCGACAACUCUGGAUCUCUCUCUCCUCUCCUCUUGUGUUCUUGCCAUUAGCCAUUCGGAUACUUCUAAAAGGUUACUAGCUCACAAUUUUGAUAUCCAUGGCGGCAACCACAAUUGCCUGGCGUUUCUCUUCAGCCCUUCACUGUCCUUCAUUUUCUACUACUGACUCUCACAGACCCAUUCAUUCGAAUCUCUGUUCUAACACCUACAAACCCUUUUCCUCUUCCAACAUAUACCCCUCAAUCACUCUCUCCAGGUCAAGUUCCAAAACUUCAGCACCAAAGCAUGCAUACAAGUCUUUGGUGAUUUCAGGGCUGGUACAUGGAAACUCUGAAACGCACCCAGAAUCUGAAUCAAGCGUUUCAAACUCGGAUGCAACUAUUGACAUAAAGUUGCCAAGAAGAAGUUUGCUUUUGCAAUUUACUUGCGAUAUAUGUGGUGAAAGAACACAGAAGCUUGUAAACCGACUAGCCUAUGAACGAGGACUUAUAUACGUACAGUGUGCAGGCUGCCGUCAGUAUCACAAGUUAGUCGAUAAUCUUGGCCUUGUGGUUGAGUAUGACUUACGAGAGGAAAUUAUUGCAGACAUGAACAAAGAUGAAGUUUGAACCAUGACAUUAUUUUCUGAUUUUGUUUUGCUAAGUUGGAUGGUGAUUGUAAUUCAAAACUCAUCUCCAUAAAUAUAUUAACCAAGAAAGAAUUGAAAUAAUAUAAACACAAAUAAAAACUGAAAGAAAGAACAUCGCUGUUGAAUUAAAGAGCGUGUUAUUUAAAGGAACUCAAAUUCAAUCAACUACAACGUCAGAAAAACCAACUGACAAAAGUAUAAAGUUCUUAUAUUUCAGAGAUUGA
Molecule: messenger RNA, 1400 nt
Organism: Humulus lupulus (European hop)
Lineage: Eukaryota; Viridiplantae; Streptophyta; Magnoliopsida; Rosales; Cannabaceae
Product: mitochondrial protein import protein ZIM17
Exons: 8
Coding region: 647-1156 (169 amino acids)
Biological process (GO): protein stabilization; protein import into mitochondrial matrix; protein folding
Cellular component (GO): mitochondrion
Molecular function (GO): protein-folding chaperone binding; zinc ion binding
Source: RefSeq, a predicted model, not a curated record